Acyrthosiphon pisum (pea aphid) is the source of this 1822-nucleotide messenger RNA. RefSeq lists its product as uncharacterized. The transcript has 2 exons. NCBI's taxonomy places the organism in Eukaryota, Metazoa, Arthropoda, Insecta, Hemiptera, Aphididae. The record is from RefSeq and is a predicted model, not a curated record. The coding region runs from base 1 to 1821 and encodes 606 amino acids. Gene Ontology annotation, biological process: viral genome replication.
AUGCAAGAAGAGGAAGGCGGAGAAAACAGCUACACCGGUGAAGAAGGCCAAGACGACGUCGACAGCGUUUACCAAUAUUCCACUGAUACAAAUUCGGAAUGCUAUGGAAAUAGAGAAGUUGAGCGUGGACAAUCUGUCCCACGUCACUCAACUUUUGACGGAUUUCAAACUGAAGGUGGGCACUCAAUUUCACAUUUCAGUUUGGAUAGUUUUGAUAUCUCUAUGGCACCCGGAACAUUUUUCCACACUGAUGAACCCAAAGAAAUGGACGACUACGAACCUGGCACGCGACGAGCAAUUGGAGGAAUGCAACAUGGAGGAUACUCCGAUGAAGGAGAGAAUCAAGGCCAUGUUGCUCGUGGCUCGCCAAUUUAUGAGCACUUGCUUCGAAGAGUUGUCGAUCGAAUUCGUGACAUCGAUUUUCGAGGCAAUGACCGAUACAUCAGCGAUGUUAUUGUCCCCCGUGGACCUAACGGAGUUGAUGAAGUUGCUAAAGAACUACAAACUAUGUUGCGACAGUUCCCUCCAAAGCUCCCAGUCAUCGUCACAGCCCAUGGCGACCAUGUCCAUUGCGUCCACGUCUGCCGACAGUCAAACUCGGCUUGUCGGUGUAUAUGGUUGCAACGAUCCGUCCUCUAUCGCCAACAUGGACGACGACGCCUUCGAAGACGCGUUUGGGCGAUACGCCUCACGUCGUCGGACUGGGAAAGCAUCGUGCGAUAUUUUUCUACAGACGGCCGGGAACCCCAACAAAUUGACGGCGUCGGUUCCUAUGGAGGAUUACGUGAUGGACGCAAUUUUAUACAAGAAGUCCGAUCUCGAAGGACUCAGGGACCCGAAGGAAAUGUGGAAAUAUGCGUCAAUGAAAUGCCGAACGACGUUCCCAGAGAACUCGGUGCAUUUGCAGAACAUCAAGACGGCAAUGCGAACCACUCUCCCGUUGAUGAAGACAUCGGAUACGAUGAGGGAGGUUCCAAUAUCAAAUCAGUAUGCGUGUACCCAACGUCGCUAAAAAAUUUGUUGUACCAGUAUCCUUGUUGUCCGCCCGACGCGUUCACGAACAUCAAAGAAUUUUAUUUGAACAGUCGAUUAAAUACUAUAUUAGAAGAAGACAAAAAAUGUAAAGUAGCUCUUAGGAAUUGGUGCGCUAUUAUACGGGACUGGAGUAUUAAUGAAUUCGUUGAAUACUAUAAUAAACCUAAUGUAAAACCGUAUUUUAACGCGUACGCUAGAGGGCCUGGAACAGUUUAUUACGAUAUCGAUAAAUCCGUUUCAAUAGCUUCCGAGUUAUUGAUGUAUCAAUUUGAAAAUAACGACGGUCUUAUUUGUCGAUUUUUGCAAACUCUAGUCAAUAUAUUGGAUAAAAAAAUUCCGAAAAGAAAUAGCAUGCUAAUACAUUCUCCCCCCAGCGCGGGCAAAAAUUAUUUUUUCGAUGCCGUGGCCGCCUUUUUUUUGAAUUACGGUAUGUUCGGAACUGCCAACAAAACGAAUAAUUUCAGUUUCUCCGAUGGUGCCGGCAAACGUCUCGUCAUUUGGAACGAACCUAAUUACGAGGUGUAUCAUUUGGAAAAAAUGAAGGAACUAUUAGGAGGGGAUACCACUAGAGUACAUGUCAAAUACAAAAACGAUGUUCCCCUACAAGGGCCCCCGAUAAUAUUAUUGACCAAUCACUAUUUAUCAAUAAUCAAUGACCCGUCGUUCAAGGACCGUUUAUCAGUGUACACAUGGAUUAGCGCACCUUUCCUAAAAAUGUAUAAUAAAAAACUUUCUCCGUUAUUUUUUUAUCAUUUAUUAAAUAAAUACAAUAUUACAUAUUAUUGAA